Messenger RNA from Sphaerodactylus townsendi, 1875 nucleotides. RefSeq names its product circadian associated repressor of transcription (gene CIART). The coding region runs from base 253 to 1680 and encodes 475 amino acids. The record is from RefSeq and is a predicted model, not a curated record. Gene Ontology annotation, molecular function: RNA polymerase II cis-regulatory region sequence-specific DNA binding. Gene Ontology annotation, biological process: negative regulation of DNA-templated transcription; circadian regulation of gene expression. Lineage: Eukaryota; Metazoa; Chordata; Lepidosauria; Squamata; Sphaerodactylidae. The transcript is spliced from 6 exons. Gene Ontology annotation, cellular component: nucleus.
ACGUGCGGCGGCGCACGUGGCCGCGUGGCGCUUGCCCUGAGCCCGGCCGCGGGAAGGCCGGAGGGGGCCGGGAGGGCGGCGCCGGCGCAGAUCCCAGCCGACAGCCGGCCGGGCGGAGCGUUUGGCGGAGCUGCGCGGUCCCAGUCUCGGCAGCGGGCUCCUGAGCGCGGGCAGAGCGCCCCGCGUUUCUCCCACCCACCCACAGGCACAGGAGGGCUCUCGUGAGAACGGUUGUGAGUCUUUCUGAGGACCAUGGAGUCCUUCGCCAGCGUUUCCUCCCGCGAGUCUCUCUAUUCCGUCGACAGCGCCACCAGCGAGGAAGACGAGGACGAAUCCUGCUUGGAGGUCUUCCUUUCCGACAGCAGCAGCGAUGCGGAGAAGGCGGUGGCAAGGCCCCUGCAGAGCCGGCAGGACGGUUACCGGGACGGGCAGAGCUUUCGCUGCGCCUUGAAAUCCAAGCGGACUCAUUCAGGUGUUCUUUGUCAAGGCCACAAGCCCCACGCCCGGAAGCCGCUUGGCUUGUUCGCUUCGGCCCGGCUGUGCCCUGCGGGGCACUGUUGCCCUUAUCCUGCGGCACGGGAAGAGUCCUACUGCGCCCGCUUGAGGGACGCGGAGGGCGGGUUGCCCAGGAAGGCAGCGAGCCAGAGGAGGGUGGAGAACGGCGGGCGCAAACGGCCCAGCAGUGCCGUGAAAGGGGGCCAGACCCCAGAACGUGUCGUGCAGCCCACCCUGGCUGGCAUCAAAAGGCAUCGGAUCAAGGGCUUGGAUGCCGGAGAGGAUCCGUGCUCUCUCGAUUGGACUGAAGGGGAUCAGCUGUUUGCUCAAAAGUGCCGGGAGCUUCACGGCUUCAUCCUUCCUCUCCGAGAGCUUCUUGGCCGGCUGAAGAUGGGCCGCUUCGACAGAGGACUCAGCACCUUCCAGCGGAGCGUGGCCAUGGAUCGGAUCCAGAGGAUAGUCGGUGUCCUUCAGAAACCAGGAAUGGGGGAGCGCUACCUGGGCACCUUGUUGCAAGUAGAACGGAUGCUGAAAGUGUGGUUCCCUCAAAUUGCCUUGAAGAGCUCGCACACUGAUCAUGACGCGGAGUCCGAGGACAAGUCUGAAACAUCCGAGAAAUCUUCGUCGACGGAGACUGCCCUUCCGAGGAUGGUGGCUCCCAGCGACAGUCGCGCACAGAACCCCUCCACGGAAAAUCUCCACCAGACCCAUCUCACGGACUCGGUCUCCUCUGACAGCAAAGCCGGAACUUUCGGGGGGGAGCCGGCCCCCUUGCUGGCCGACUGGCCCGCCAUGAACCUAACCUGGAUUCACACUUCGCCUAUUUCGAACCCCCCCUUGGGUUACGUGAACUCUGCCUUCGGGCAGGCCCUGUUGGGCCCAGCCCCCCCGAGCACCUACGGCAUAGUCCUCUUUCUCCAUAACGGCCUGGCCGCGCCCGGCACCUGCGACUGCUCCACUCCUGUGAGUCCGGCUCUUCCUGCUCCAAUCUGUUUCCGUUCUAGCCAGCUUCUUCCCAGCUCCGGAGAGCCCCCGCGGUGUCAGAGCCUCCCAGGUGCCACGCAAGGGGGUGCCAGCCUGCCACGUGGAUCCUUCGCUUGCCACUCCAAGUCUCUGCCAUGUUUACCGAUGUCCGGUGAGAAACUGACGGCUGGCGAGAGGCUGAGUCACUGCGGCAACUUUUGAUAACCGUGUUUCCCCGAAUGUGAAUGUCUCCACCACUUCUGUUGCUUUUUUUAAAAAAUGGAAGCACGUGCUUCGUUUUUUCUCCCCCCCCCUUUUUUUAACUUAAAAAGUUUAAUGCGCGUAUGGCAGAGGUGGCGUUGCCAUCCGAGGUAAAGGGUCAGUUUCAAUAAAAAGACCUUGUUGUGAUUGACGGAA